AUGUCGUCUCCGCUGCUGGCGCUGUGCCACUUCUGUGAGCUGCACGGGCCGCGCGUCGUCUUCACGACGGAGGACUCUGAGGUGGCCGGCCGGUGGUACUGCAGCCAGCAGGUGCCCUCCGACCCGGACCAGGCGGCGCUACUGCGCCAGGGCUGCGCGCGCAGUCUCAGCUGCGAGGUGUGCCCCGGACCCGACGGCGUCAUCUACUUUGGCGACGAGGUGCGCGGCCACGUCAUCUCGCACAACUUCAGCCUCAGCGACGUGAACGCGCGCGGCUCGCAGCGCAACUACAGCAUCGUGGUGCUGUCCGCCGACAAACACCUCCUGCUGCGCAACUGGAGCUUCUACGGACAGCAGCUGCGCCAGAUCGGCCGAGACCUGCAGACCAGCGCCAGCCGCGUGUUCGACGCCGAGGACGAGCCGCUGGCCAUGGAGGACUUCCCUCUACUGGUCAACCGUCCGCGCGCGCCACGGCGCCGCUCUUCUCAGAGCGUCAAACCGAGCCGCUCGCUGGCCGAGAUCACCGGUGCGCCGGACGUCUACCGCAGCCUCCACCAGCUGUUCACCUUCAUACUGCGUUCCGGUGAGAACCGGUUCGUGGCGCUGGGCGGCGGCGCGGCCCCGGCGGCGCGCGGCGUGUCCCAGCUGCCGCCGAUCACCACAGCACUCCACACGCUGCUCGGGCCGCGGCUGCGGCAACUGCGCACCGAGCUCGGCCCGGAGAACUUCCGUGACAUCAUCAGUCACGUGCUGGUCGGCCAUCAGCUGGUGCUGCGCGGCCGCGAGAACGAUGUAACCUCUGUGAUCGACGCGUUUCGACUGCUGUUGCCAGCCAGCUGCUACUCGCCUCUGCCGUACAGCUCGGCCUACCAGCAGCCGCACCGGUGUAACCUGCUGGGCGUGCCGCCGGACGCGCGCCUGCCCGCCCAGCUGGCCAAGUCGCUGGACGCGGCGCUGGCCAACCAGCGGCUGCCGGACGCCCUGCUCGACCACCGGCUGGCCUCGCUGCGCCAGGACUGGAAGAGCAAGUCGGAGCAGCUGUUUGAGUACUGGAGCGGCGAGCACGGUGACGGCGGCCGGUCGCAGGCCGACACGCAGGCGUUCAUCGCCGCGCUGGGCUGUCAGCCGUGUGACCUGCCGCUGCUCCAGUUCUGGAUGACCUCCAGCUGA
This is a messenger RNA of Amphibalanus amphitrite, 1170 nucleotides long. RefSeq names its product folliculin-like (gene BHD). Bases 1 to 1170 code for a protein of 389 amino acids. The transcript has 3 exons. Gene Ontology annotation, biological process: positive regulation of GTPase activity; positive regulation of TORC1 signaling. Gene Ontology annotation, molecular function: GTPase activator activity. NCBI's taxonomy places the organism in Eukaryota, Metazoa, Arthropoda, Thecostraca, Balanomorpha, Balanidae. Gene Ontology annotation, cellular component: cytosol. The record is from RefSeq and is a predicted model, not a curated record.